AUGGCUCCCCAGGUUCGUGUUUUCCCGCGGACGUCAAACGCCACUCCGCUGCCGUACACCGCGUCCCCGCUUCGUUUGUUUUGGAGCGAUUUGUGCCUUGUCCUUCGAGAUGCCUGGGCACUUCCAGCAAUCUUUUUCCCUCUUCGUCUGGGUCGAACGAGCUCCCUCGAUGAGCUAUAUCUAUCCUUCCAAGGGGCGCUAUCUCUGGUAACGCAGGCCUUUCUCACGGUCUAUCAGCUUCUGUUUCUCCUUUCUUUACCUUUGAUGAUUAUAUGCUUCGUCCCGGCUCUCUGGAUACUUGUGUACGUCGCGGCUGCGCUCGCCCUGAACUAUGUCAUCUGCAUGUUCGUUCUCAACGGGUUUCGGCGAGUGUUGGUAUCCAAGGUCCCGGUAGUCGAACAGCCUGGCCAUGAGAAAGAGCGUUGGUUAUAUAUUAAUGGAAUAGCUAAUGGUCAUUACUGGGUACAAGCCAACAUCGACCAACUUUCCUACACAUUCGGUCGCAAGAUCACUGGUAUACAUAAUCGGACUUCCGGUGUCCUUUUCGAUCUGGCAGAAUGCCUUAUUCAGCGUUGCUUUGCCUACGCUACCGGCGACGUGCGAAGCGCCUAUGUACUCAUCAAAGAGGCACUUCUCGAUCCUUCCGUGGAAAAGGUCGUACUCGUGCUCCACAGUCAAGGUGGUAUUGAAGGGGGCCUGAUAAUCGACUGGCUGUUAGAUGAGCUACCCCAAGAUCUUCUUCACCAGCUGGAGGUCUAUACAUUCGGAAAUGCGGCCAAUCAUUUCAACAACCCCAUUUGCAGCUGUCGAUCGUCAGUCGAAAUCGAGUCUUCCAACCGUGACCCGUCAAAGAGGCGCUCUGUUGGCUAUAUCGAGCAUUAUGCCAACCGUGAAGAUCCAGUCUCGUCGCUGGGCGUUCUACGAUUCGUUAACAUUCCAAAUCGAUACCUUGGUCGCUUGUUCAUUCGGCCUGGAUCAGGCCAUUUAAUGAAUCAACACUAUCUAGAUACCAUAUUCACUCUUGGAUCGGAUCGAAAGGUACUUGAAUCCAACCCAUUCAUGGAUAUGACGGUUGAGGUGAAACCGGACCUGAAGAUCCAGAGUAGGGGAGCGGCCUCGGGAGUUCAAGGCAGCUUUUGCGAGCCUUCGGAGGACACUCUGACCCCCAUGGUAAAAUCCGAGCGCAGAGUGGCCAUCGACGAGACUGACCACCAGAUUCUACGUGUCAAAGACUUCAGCCGAUUAUGGCAAUACAGGAAUGGCGGGUCACCCGAGAGACAGAAGACGACGUAA
This is a messenger RNA of Penicillium subrubescens, 1293 nucleotides long. RefSeq lists its product as uncharacterized. Lineage: Eukaryota; Fungi; Ascomycota; Eurotiomycetes; Eurotiales; Aspergillaceae. The transcript is spliced from 3 exons. The record is from RefSeq and is a predicted model, not a curated record. The coding region runs from base 1 to 1293 and encodes 430 amino acids.